Molecule: messenger RNA, 407 nt
Organism: Staurois parvus
Lineage: Eukaryota; Metazoa; Chordata; Amphibia; Anura; Ranidae
Source: the annotation of a GenBank genome assembly
CAAUACAGACAGCUCAGGACACGGGUGGGUUGUGCGCACAAUAGAGACAGUUCAGGACACGGGUGGUUUGUGCGCACAACAGGGACAGUUCAGGACACGGGUGGUAUGUACACACAACAGGGACAGUUCAGGACACGGGUGAUAUGUACACACAACAGGGACAGUUCAGCACACGGGUGGUCUGUGCACACAACAGGGACAGUUCAGCACAUGGGUGGUCUGUGCACACAACAGGGACAGUUCAGGACAUGGGUGGUCUGUGCACACAACAGGGACAGUUCAGGACACGGGUGAUCUGUGCACACAACAGGGACAGUUCAGGACACGGGUGGUGGGUGGCACUGGUGGGCACAGGUGGAUGGCACUGCUGGGCACAGGUUGGCACUUCUGGGCACAGGUGUGUGACA